Ictidomys tridecemlineatus (thirteen-lined ground squirrel) is the source of this 2514-nucleotide messenger RNA. The record is from RefSeq and is a predicted model, not a curated record. NCBI's taxonomy places the organism in Eukaryota, Metazoa, Chordata, Mammalia, Rodentia, Sciuridae.
UCCAAACCAUAACACAUGUGAACAAAAAAAUCAACUAUCAACUAAUCAACGUGCAUGUGCAUGCACCUGCACAGGAGUGCCACGGGAUCUGUCUAACCAUUAGCACUGACUUGCUCCUGCAAGACCCACCUCAUGAGCUCCAGUCAGCGCGGGCUCUUUGGCCCACUUAGAAGGUGUAGGUGGAGUCCCAGAGUCAGCAAUGCUGGAAGAGGAAGUACAGUCUGGCGCAACUGAGGGUUCCAUAGAUAACUAGAGAAGGAGAGCUGGCCAGGAGAUCCCAAGCACAGCUUGCCGCUUGGCACAGAAGGGGGCGCUUGGCAGCCACAGCGCAGCGGGACGAUGGAGCUAGGGGCAAAGCUCUGGUGGCAGCAGUGGGACAGUGGACCGGUGAGUGCGGGCUGCAGCCGGCUGGACUCCCUGGUCCGGGCUGCCCUUUGCUUCAAGGCUCCCGGCCAGGCAGCCUCUUGGGGAGGGGCGGGCGCGGGGUCGGGCCUCCAUCGGUCCCAGAGCAGUGAAGUUGCAGCAUCACGCCACGCGCGCUCCAGCGGGGCGGCGGGACGACCCAGCUAGGGGCACAGCUCUGGUGCCUGCAGUGGGACCCUGGACCGGUGAGUGCGGGCUGCAGCCGGCUGGACUCCCUGGUCCGGGCUGCCCUUUGCUUCCAGGCUCCAGGCCAGGCAGCCUCUUGGGGAGGGGCGGGCGCGGGGUCGAGCCCCUAGCGGCCCAGGGUCCAGUGAAGUUGCUGCAUCCUGCCGCCCGCACCAGCCAGGCAGCGGGACUUCGGAGCUAGGGGCACAGCUCAGGUGCCGGCGGUGGGACCCUGGACCGUUUUAAUUUUGGUUGCUGUUACUACUGAUAUCUGAGCCAAAGUGGUGCUAACUGAGGGAAUCUCUGCAACUUGUAAGUCAACAAUUACACGGAUCUACUCAUUUUUCCUUGGGUAAUCAGAAGGUGGAGAAAAGGAUGGGCUGCCAACAAUCUCUGCAAAGCUCAGAAGUGUUAAAAGUCCGAACCAUUUACAUCAAUGACCCCCUUAAGAAUACUUUCUGCACAAAUAGCAUCAGAAACGGUAUAUGGCAGACAAAGUAGUUAACUCAAAGACCACUUCAGUGUUCAGACAGAAUUCAUGGCAUGUGAUUAAGUGAGGUAAAUGUGGGUGACAUUGUGAAGACUUUGAAUGAGGAGUUCCUUCCUGCAGACAUGAUCCUGAUUUCUUCCAGUGAACCUCAGUCAAUGUGUUAUGUUUCAACAGCUAAUUUGGAUGGAGAAACAAAUCUAAAGAUAUGGCAGGCAUCAUUAGAAGUUGCUGGAAUAAUAAAGGAAGGACAAUUGGUAAACCUAGAUGGAAAAAUUGAAUGUGAAGAACCUGAUCGUCAGUUUAAUAACUUUGUUGGAACCUUGUAUUUAAGGGGUAAAAGUCCUAUUUCAGUUGGUCCUGACCAGAUGUUGCUGAGAGGUACACAGCUGAAAAAUACACAGUGGAUCAUUGGUGUAGUCAUUUACACUGGAUUUGAAACCAAAUUGAUGCAGAAUUCCAUCAAAUCACCUCUCAAGAGAUCACAGGUUGAGAAAGUAACCAACAUGCAGAUCCUCAUUUUGUUGCUACUACUCUUUGUGAUAUCUGCAGUGAGCUGUGUGGGAGCCACAAUCUGGAACAAAAUGUACCUGGAAAACAUUUGGUACAUGGGAAUUAGUGGUAUCACCCCCCACAACCAUGUGUUUGAUAUACUGGUAUUCAUUAUCUUGUACCAUAACCUUGUUCCCAUCAGUCUGCUGUUAACUCUGGAAACUGUGAAAUUCAUUCAGGCCCAGUUUAUAAACUGGGAUGAAGAUAUGCAUUAUGAACAAAAUGAUCUUUAUGCCAUGGCCAGAACAUCCAACCUCAAUGAAGAGCUUGGGCAGGUAAAAUAUUUAUUUUCUGAUAAAACAGGAACCCUCACUUGCAAUACAAUGGCAUUUAAGAAGUGUACCAUUGCAGGCAUAAUUUAUGGAAAUCAUUCAGACAAUACUGACGAUGGUAACGAAAACCUCAGUCGAGCAUCUUUCUGUGAAUUUAAUGACCCUAAAUUAUUGGAGAACUUUGAGGAUGGUCAUCCCUCAUCAGAAUACAUUAAGGAAUUCCUGACCCUCUUAUGUAUGUGCCAUACAGUUAUUCCUGAGAGAUGUGGAAAUGAUAUACUCUACCAGGCUUCCUCCCCAGGUAGGUGUCAUGUGCAAAGAAAGUGUGCACCUCAUUGUGCCUAGUGGGUAAUGAGGCUUCAGGAGAAGUUGCUGCUGCUGCUGCUGAUAUCCAUUAUUCCUACCUCUUUCUUUCCCUGAGAUUCUCACUAGUGGGGAUACACAGAGCAGAGCAGCUCAGAGCCAUUCUACAACCCUGGGGCUCCUUGUCUCUCAUUUCAAAGAUUGUUGUAAAGAGGCCAAGAUGGGCUCUUGGGCCUGGAGAGCUGAGCAGUGUUUUGGUCACAACCAGGAAUAAAACAGAGGUGAAUUUAAGGCCCUGCAAUAUUUUAUGAG